AUGUUGACGGUCUUGCAGGUUUUGACUGUUAUCCUCGUUCAUUUCGCAGCCGCCGAGGUUGUACCGUUCUUGGAACCGGGUUUCUUUUUCGAUUAUAACAAGGCGGAUGAGCCGGUCCCGAUCCUCCUUACUCAGCAAUGUGAAGUCAUCCACCUCAAAUGGGAUCGAUCUCAAGCUAUUGGACAAAAUCCCGUCGCUCCAUAUUCCCUCUUGGUGUACACUUCAACAAGCGAAACGGCAAGCGUCAUCGACGCUGGUAGCGGGCUGAGCUUUGAUUGGGCGGUACCUUUCCCCCCUGGAGCUCAGUACCAAAUAUGUAUGUUUGAUGUCAACGGAGUUUCGGGAGGAUGUCAAGACAUGUACACUAUGAUACCGAACUCCAACGGUACGAACGUUAGCUGUCCGAAUGUCACCUCUGCGGUUCUGUCUGCAAAUGGGACAGUGUCCCAGCCUAGCGGUCCUAUGUCUCGGUUUGGUUUUAUCAAUCAGUGCACCGAUGUAUCUGUAACACCCAACGAAGGAACGCCUCCAUUCACACUCACGAUUGCACCCGCACUCCAUCCUCCGUUCAACUUAACCUCGAAUACUAUGGAUCCAAUCACUUGGACGGUUUCUCUUCCCCGUGCAAUGCCAUUCUAUAUGUCAAUGGUAAGCUCUGAAGGAAAGCUCUGGGCGAAUGGACCUUUGCAUGUUGGUGCCUUUGGUCCGACAGAUUGUCUAGCUCCAGGAACUGUGAGCACCAAUCAUGCAAAAUCUGUCGCAGCACGCGCAGGGGUUGGAGGUCUUUUCGACGGUGUAGCUCUCGCGGCUGGAAUUCUCAUCCCCCUAUCCAUCUGGCGCCGUCGACGUCAACGAAUGCAACUGAUAGAGAUAACAAAAGAUUUUUCUCCUUUCAAUGAUCAUAGAUCGUCGAUCGUUGCUAUCGGACAACCCCAAGGCCUUGGAAUGUCUCGCGAAGAGCGCAAACUUGAUGGUGUUUUGAUUCUGCCGACUCUUUCUGAACUAUCCCCUGCGUAUGCAUCGUCGGGUAUACACCCGUCUCGUGUGUUCGACGGGACUAGUUCGGCCUGGAAUCAGGAGGUUGACUCAGAAAGGGGUUUACCGCCGUCGUAUUCAUACCACGGACGUCAAGGUUCUCGCGAACGUCCUCGCAUCAUGCCUGGAGGAAAGACGGGACGUUAG
This is a messenger RNA of Desarmillaria tabescens, 1182 nucleotides long. RefSeq lists its product as uncharacterized. The transcript has 12 exons. The record is from RefSeq and is a predicted model, not a curated record. Bases 1 to 1182 code for a protein of 393 amino acids. NCBI's taxonomy places the organism in Eukaryota, Fungi, Basidiomycota, Agaricomycetes, Agaricales, Physalacriaceae.